CUCAUGUUGAAUAGCUUGCUAGUUGUUCUGGGUGGAAGAAGGCCUGGUUGAAUGCCCUAGGAUCCACAACCGUGAAUUGUAAGUAGCUGAAUGAGGCGAGGUAAGGGCGCUCUUGACGCAGAAUUCGUAAUAAGUGGCACUGUGCAGUACUGGUUGUGAUUGCCCAUUUGACCCUUGUGUUUGGAGACCUCACCCCUCCCCCAUCCUCCCUGCCACCCUGCCCUGAGCCCCACAUACCCCACACACCCCUGCCCAUCAUGAAUGAGGUUAGCGUUGUCAGAGAGGGCUGGCUCCACAAGAGAGGUGAAUACAUCAAGACUUGGAGGCCUCGUUACUUUAUCCUGAAGAGUGAUGGCUCCUUCAUUGGCUACAAGGAAAAGCCUGAGAUGUCUGAUCCUAAUUUGCCCCCUCUCAAUAAUUUCUCUGUAGCAGAAUGCCAGCUGAUGAAGACUGAGAGACCUCGGCCAAAUACCUUUGUCAUUCGAUGUUUGCAGUGGACCACAGUCAUAGAACGCACUUUCCAUGUGGACAGCAAUGCUGAAAGGGAAGAGUGGAUCCGUACUAUUCAGGCUGUGGCCAAUGGCCUGAAGUCUCGUGAAGAGGAGGAACCAAUGGACAUCAACUUUGGUUCCCCUGGUGACAAUAGCCUGGAGGGCAUGGAGGCAUCUAUAGCCAAAACUCGUACCAAAGUGACAAUGAGUGACUUUGACUACUUGAAGCUAUUAGGAAAAGGCACGUUCGGAAAGGUGAUUCUUGUGAGAGAAAAAGCCACUGGUAUGCAUUAUGCCAUGAAGAUCUUGCGUAAAGAGGUCAUCAUUGCUAAGGAUGAAGUAGCACACACAGUCACGGAAAGCAGAGUGCUACAGAACACAAGGCAUCCCUUUCUCACGACACUAAAAUAUGCCUUCCAGACACAUGACCGCCUAUGUUUUGUGAUGGAGUAUGCAAAUGGUGGCGAGCUGUUCUUUCACUUGUCACGAGAACGUGUAUUUACAGAGGAAAGAGCACGAUUCUAUGGAGCUGAGAUUGUUUCUGCAUUGAAAUACCUGCACUCUCGAGAUGUUGUCUAUAGGGACCUCAAGCUGGAAAAUCUAAUGCUGGACAAAGAUGGUCAUAUUAAAAUCACAGACUUUGGCCUGUGCAAGGAGGGCAUCACCAAUGAUGCUACAAUGAAGACCUUUUGUGGCACCCCUGAGUACCUGGCUCCUGAGGUGCUAGAAGAUAAUGACUAUGGUCGGGCAGUAGAUUGGUGGGGUUUGGGAGUAGUGAUGUAUGAAAUGAUGUGUGGUCGGCUUCCCUUCUACAAUCAAGACCAUGAGCGCCUGUUUGAGCUCAUCCUGAUGGAAGAGAUUCGUUUCCCCCGGAACCUCUCACCUGAGGCGAAGUCCUUACUUGCUGGCCUGCUUAAGAAAGACCCCAAGCAGAGGUUGGGAGGAAGUCCAGAUGAUGCCAAAGAAGUUAUGGCCCACAAGUUUUUUUCCUCAGUCAACUGGCAAGAUGUGUUACAGAAAAAGCUCAUCCCACCAUUUAAACCUCAAGUAACUUCAGAAACUGACACACGAUACUUUGAUGAGGAAUUCACUCUGCAGACUAUUACUGUCACACCUCCUGACCAGUAUGACAGUUUGGAUGCUGAGGAUUCAGACACUCGCACACACUUUCCCCAAUUCUCAUACUCUGCAAGUGUGCGGGAGUGACAUUGAAGGCUCCCCCCCCCCGCCCUUCACCCUAAACAGCAAACUGGACACCCCUGGCACCACGCAUUCUGAACACGCACACUGAUGCACACACUCAAAUACCUGGAUCAGCAAUAUCAGUCUGUUAAUGAUGGGGUUUAGCAGAACCCGUGUAGGUGGGAUAAAGGAUCAGUGAGCAGCAUCCACAGACUUGGGAUAAUCCUGUUUCUGAUCCAUUCUUCAGCUUUCCUAUCACACUACAUUCUGUAUUGUGGUAGCUGUACUUAGUACAGUCACAGGCACCUGUAUGGUUAACACCUUCAGAACCAGCAGUAUACACAUCUGCUAAUGUCUUUCCCUGGACAAAUGCCUCAUGUAUGCACGCAUUUUUAACCAGUCUAAAUCAGAGAGGAAUCUUAAUCCUCCAUGAUUAUUUUUUUAAAUGAAAGAAAAAAAGCCAUAUAUGCAUUUUUUUUCCAAGUGCUCCUUCUGGAACUAGCUUUUACCAGUAUUGUUAACUGUUUCUGCAUCAAAAGGGAGUGAUACUGCUGAUGACUGAAAGGUUGUGAAUUGAAUGGUGUGUGUGACGCUGAGAGAUUGAGUACACAUUCUGCACAUUGACAUGUAUACAUCUUAAGAAAUCAGAUUUUUUUUUGUGUGUGUGUAGGGGUUCUGCGUGAAUAAUGAGGGGUGUGUGUGCUCUGUAUUGACAUCUAAGUGUCUGUUUUAAGUUUGUUUGUAUAAAGGUUAAAUUGAGUGAGUGAUGGGGGAAGGAGGAGCUUUCUACAUUAUAGAUGUGACAAGGGGAGGGGUUAUGGGUCUGCCUUUGGAAACCCAAUGUUACUUCUCAUACCAUGAUGGUUUCUCCAUCAGUUAUUGGUCAACAAUCUGUACAAUUUUGGAGGCAUUGAUGUAAAGAGUAUUUUUCUUCUUUCUUUCAAGUGUGAGGAUUUGAAUGUCUUAUUUAACAGCAGUUUAUUGUAUCCUGGCAUAUAGAGGAAGUAGACUCAAGUGAAGGCCAGGCUAAAAGUCUGCAGGAAGACCAUGUCUCUCUGCAUCACUACUACACCUUUUUUCCCUUUUGUAAUGAGUAUGCUUGUAAAAUCUUUGAUAGAAUGUGAGAUAAUGGAGAGUGAUUUAAGGCCACUUCAACUGUUCACCUGCCAUCCUCUCACACUGCUUUGUAGUGGAAGAACCCAUGCCAUAAGAUUUAUACGUUUUUUUUGUGUGUGCUCACAUUGUGUGACAAAGGGGCAGAAAAAUAUCCUUUUCUGCCCUCGUGUGUGCAGGUGGGGGCUUGUUGAAAAAGCAUUGUGAGAUGUAGAGCAAGGAUAGUUCACUGCAGAGACAUGUGAUUACCAACUUUCUCAUAAAAUGUUGACAACUCAAGUAAACAGUAGGAAAUACUUUAUUUAAAGCAACAACAAACACCCCACCCAAUCAAUGACCGGGUUCUACCACGGGCCUGUUUUCUUUCUCUUUAUGAAAUAACCACAUGGAGGAGCCAUGCCUUCCUACCGUAGUUAAAGUAUCGUGGCCGUCAACCUCAGCAUUGGCUGUAUCUGUAAAGUGCAUCAAAUUAUUUUGAGCAGCAAACCACGUUUUUAAGCACAGUUUGUAUUUUCCAGGUAAAUUGUAUUCACCAAUAAAAUUACCGGAUUGCUAUUAUCCAAUCAAUGUAAAAAUACAAGUUGCAUAACAAACGGCACAUCACUGGAGAAUUGAUUUAGACUAUUUUUGCGGCUUCUUGAGUCUUAUCCUGUUUUGAAUGUAACGAACAAUCGUAAAUAUGUCAACACAGUGUAAUGCAUAGGCCUAAUAAAGAUUUGUUAAAAUGAUAA
Molecule: messenger RNA, 3517 nt
Organism: Electrophorus electricus (electric eel)
Lineage: Eukaryota; Metazoa; Chordata; Actinopteri; Gymnotiformes; Gymnotidae
Gene: akt2
Product: AKT serine/threonine kinase 2
Biological process (GO): protein phosphorylation
Molecular function (GO): protein serine/threonine kinase activity; ATP binding
Source: RefSeq, a predicted model, not a curated record